AUGCCAUCCUUUCGUGGCAUCGAGCUAUCUAUCGUGGCUAGCUCUGACAUCAGGGGUUUACCUGAAUAUCCUCAUCCGGAUGGAUCGUCUGUUCGCCUCGCAAGGGUUGGUCCUGGCUGUCAUGAUCUAAGAGAUAAGGUCCGAAAUGGCUCGCGCCAUUCCCCUUCCUCCAACUAUCCCAUUGCCCAGUCAAUCCUGAAGAAAUCUAAUCCCCGAAUAUCAGUCUAUAUUCCUUCAAGCCCUGGUUCCCAGUUUCGGCUCAAAUAUAUUAUUCAUCAGCCAGCGCCGGCUUCAAGAUUCGUCUAUUUCAAGAUUAUUAUCAAUGGUGAACCUGCUGUCUCUUGGGGUAUUGACACCAAUCAUUGCGCCGCAGGGAGCGUGUCGAGGGGUCUUUUCGAGCCUGGGGAUGGCUUUAAAGACAAAAGCGGAAAUGUCCCGGUAGGCAUAGAGACGCGAUACUUUCAUUUCGUGCAUGAUCUCGAGAAUCAUCCGGCUUCCGAAGAUGGUGGCCUAAUCGAGGUUCAAGUCUUUCGUUGCCGAGGACGAAGGCGUAUAGCCGUCGAGUUGGACUCGUAUUCGCAUGCUCACCAGGAACACCAUGGCAUUACGUCAUCUAGUGGCGGUUUAGUCGAUAGUCCUCAAGAUGCUACCUUCUACGAAUAUCACCUAGAGGAUGCAAGAGAUUCGCCUUUCGCAACUUUUUGCUUCUAUUACCGAUCUGUACAAUACCUUGAGCAACGAAACCUUAUUCCUAAGUACGAGGCCAGAGUCCGACCAGCAUCCAUAAGCUCAGUGAAAUCAUCAAGUCUUGGUCUUCGGCCUUCUUUUGAUGCCGAGUCACCAGAUGAUAGCGUGUUUAACGAUCACAUCAAACCGGUUAGUAUGGCUAUUUCGGACCCGUCAGAAGCACCCGAGCCAGAAGAAUACUCAUUGAGAAGUCCUCCGCUACUUGUAGCAGCUCACCAACCUGUCACCAACGUCGAAGAUACGAAUAAGGCAAUGAGGGAUGCCUUUUUGGCCAAAUUACUACAAAGGCCAUUGCCAGAGCUACCAAAAACAAGUUCCAGGCAGACCUCGAAGAGCUCACUUCGCUCAAACUGCCCAUCUCUGACUCCGUCACUGAAACUAUACGCCAAGAGCGAAGAGUUUGAAAAGGAGGAGGUAAAAUUAGGUACAGCACAGUCGAUGGUUCUACAAUCCGCAUCCAUCAAUGCGCUGGAGUCAAGAGAUGUAAAUGCAUAUAAGCGGGAUGAUGACGAUUCAUCUUCGGACUAUGCAACCUCAUUAGACUCAACCGAAACAUCGCACUCGCCAGCCCUGCCCUCCCCGACCGGCUAUGUUCCAACGACCGGCAGCGUGCUUGAACGGCAGCUCGACCAAUUUGACUCUCCUAUCGCUCAAUCCUCACCAAAAUCCAAGGCCAAGCUCCCGCUCUCUAAAUCUCAAGCAAAUUUGCUUAGCGAUAUAAGCUUCCCUGAUGUCGAGAAGCUGAAAGUUAGUGAGGGCGAGUGGCUUAAGCAGGCGCCAUCACCUCUACGACACAAAAGUCGACUAGGAAAGCAUCUAUGGAGUCCAAGGCCAGGGAAGCGUCGUGGCCGCUCUUCGAUGAUAGAACUACCUUCCCGCCAGACGGACUACGCGGAUACCAAAUGUUCUAGUGGCAAAGGCAUUUCUCGUGAUGUGCGAGCAAGUGCCACACACGACACAAGAUACCUAAAUGAAGCCCCCAUGGGCAACUGGAUCUAAAAUAGCUGUUUCAUUUCGUCGAUUAGAGAGCAGAACACUCCUAUGGCUAGGACGCGCACCGAAUCUGCACCAGAGAGACUUGGGUCGUAUACGUAGUAUUAACUAUACCUCUUACUUGCUUUCCUAAGAUAUCCGGAAUUGGCUGUAUCAGAUGCAACUAAUAUCUAAAGCUAGAUACAUACUGAACUUAGGCUUUAUUUGUAUGAAUUGUAAUGAUGGUGCCGAUUUAAGGGGUUCGAUAUAUUUACUAUAUCUUACUAGGA
Daldinia caldariorum is the source of this 2009-nucleotide messenger RNA. RefSeq lists its product as uncharacterized. The transcript has 3 exons. Bases 1 to 1746 code for a protein of 581 amino acids. NCBI's taxonomy places the organism in Eukaryota, Fungi, Ascomycota, Sordariomycetes, Xylariales, Hypoxylaceae. The record is from RefSeq and is a predicted model, not a curated record.